AUGUCCGCGAGGGCUGAAGAUCAUUCCGAACCUGAAUCUGAAGAUGAUUCUGCCGGCGGGAAAGAUGUCUUGAAUGCGGGUGUCCCCCAACGAUCUUCCGUGAAUGGAAGGGGAGUUUCACAUCGGAGGUCGUCAGUUCAGUCGAAUGUGCCGGCGACAUCGACGGCGACGGUUGCCACGCCGCAGCCACAGCCGCAGCCGCACAUUCAGACCACGGGUCUGAAUGGGGAGCAUCAGAGGAAGAGACCGAGAUCGUCACUGGUGCACGAGGAGCACAAAUCUACAGGAGUGCAGGCACAGGGUCAUGACGCAGGAGCACCGCUGGCUGUGAGCACAGAGCUGCCUGUGUCGGCAGACGAAAUGAUGAUUGAGGAGAAUCUUGACCUGAAUGACAUCUUUGAUGCUGCACCGGUGCCGAUGGAGUGGACUUCGCUUGACGAGCUCUUCGGGCUCGGCGAAAAUCGAGGGUCGGGAGUCUGA
Exophiala bonariae is the source of this 480-nucleotide messenger RNA. RefSeq lists its product as uncharacterized. The transcript is spliced from 2 exons. The record is from RefSeq and is a predicted model, not a curated record. The coding region runs from base 1 to 480 and encodes 159 amino acids. NCBI's taxonomy places the organism in Eukaryota, Fungi, Ascomycota, Eurotiomycetes, Chaetothyriales, Herpotrichiellaceae.